Molecule: messenger RNA, 594 nt
Organism: Batrachochytrium dendrobatidis JAM81
Lineage: Eukaryota; Fungi; Chytridiomycota; Chytridiomycetes; Rhizophydiales
Exons: 1
Molecular function (GO): protein binding
Source: RefSeq, a predicted model, not a curated record
GCUGCAGAGUCUGGACUUGCAGCAGCACAGUUUUGUCUUGCACUUUGCUACUACAAUGGAAUAUCCACACAAAAGGACUACGCAUUGGCCUUUCAAUGGUGUAAACAAGCUGCUCAACAGGGUCUUCCCGCUGCUCAAAAUGUUUUGGGUAAUCUUUAUCUUGAGGGGUCUGGAUGCACGUUGAGCACAGCGAUCGGGCUAGAGUGGUACACCAAAGCUGCUGCAAAACGAGAGGCUGCUGCUAUAUAUAAUAUCGGUACAUUAUUUGAGCGCGGUAUGGGGAUUGAACAAAACUACGGGCGAGCUUACGAAUGGUACAUGCGUGCAGCUUCGUAUGGAUCCAUCAAUGCCCAAAAUGUACUGGGUAUAUUUUUGGAACAGGGAAUUGGAGUUGAAGCAAAUCCACACCAAGCAGUUCAGUAUUAUACUCGGGCCGCGUUGUGUGGGCAUCCUCAUGCCCAGUAUAACUUGGCACGCUGCUACCAUGAAGGAUUUGGCCUCCAACAUAACGACUACCUUGCACUUGCAUGGUUUGAAAAAGCCGCUCGACAGAAUCACGUUCUGUCCAUUCUUUCCACGGCCAUUUCAUACGAG